AUGACUUUAUCGAGAGAUACAGCUUUGACAGAUCUGUCGCAGAAUCUCAUCUACAUGAGACCAGAAGCGUUUGGAUGGCUAGGCGCCUCGCUGGAUUCUCUCAAUGUUAAGUUCACUGUCCAAGAGGAAAACAUCGAAGAUGAGCCGCUGUUCGUUAUCAGGCUGGCACGGACUUCCAGCCCACCAAAAUUGACGGUGAAUGCGAACUUGGAACUCCAACAAGUUGCCUUGAAACUUGAUUUCUUGAGCACACUGCUCGAGGAAGGUGAGACUGAAUUGGAAGCAAAUGGGUCAGCACAGGUCGGAAAAGGGGUGAAGACCCCUCUAGAUGGAGCCAAGAGGCGCUUAGAGGCGGUGGAAGGGCAGUUGAUCAAGCUGAACAAGCACGAGCGAUUGCAUGGUCCUGGAAACUGGCUCGAGACUAUCAUCAAAACACAGCUCGAUGCAGGCAAGUUCAGCCUCGGAUCGAAGAAUAUCUCUGACUCUGGAUCUGCCUCCCAGGGCUCAUCGAAAGCCGCCGAUCGCGGGCAAGACAAUAAUUCACAGACACCGCUAGCGUGGGCCAUGACAAAUGGCCACGAGGCCGCAGUGAAGCUCCUACUUGAGAAAGCCGGCAACCUCGAGACCAAGGACGAGAACGGCGACACGUUGCUCAUCAGUGCCGCAAGCAGCGGACACGAGGCCACAGUCAGGCUUCUCCACAGCCAAGGCGCCAACGCCGAGGCGAGAGACAAAGACAGCCAGACCGCGCUUCUAGUUGCCACACGCAGCGGGCACAAGGAGGUCAUGAACAUAUUGCUUGAGAGAGGUGCCGAACUCGAGACGACGGAUGAGAACGGCGACACACCACUGAUAUGCGCAGCACGUAACGGGGACGAGGACGUCGCGAAGAUCCUGCUCAAACACGGAGCAAAUCCUGAGGCGAAGGACCGGAAGGGCAGCACGCCACUGUUGUGUGCUGCGAACAAUGGACACGACGCUAUAGUAAAGACGCUUCUUGACAUGGGCAUGGACGUCGAAAUGAGAGAUAAGGAGGGAAGCACACCGCUCAUCUGGGCUGCGUACAAUGGGUAUGAGACCGUCGUAAAGCUACUGCUGGCGCACGGUGCGGAUAUUGAGGCGAAGAAUAAGUACGGCAACACACCGCUGCUGCAAUCUGCAUGCAAAGGGCAUGAGGCGGUGACAAGGCUCCUGCUGAACUCAGGUGCUGAUGUCAAGGCGAGAAAUGGAAGUGGCAACACUCCGCUCCUCUUGGCCGCUGGGAAUGGACAUCAGGCUGUCAUACGGCUGCUCAUCGAGAAAAGAGCAAGUGUCAAUGUCAAGAAUAAGUAUGGCGACACGCCACUGUCAUUGGCUUCCAAUGGGCACUAUGCUGUGGUGAAGCAGCUGCGCGACAAUGGAGCAAAGUCGGGAUUGUUGGGCCGCAUCUUGCGAUGA
This is a messenger RNA of Phaeoacremonium minimum UCRPA7, 1437 nucleotides long. RefSeq names its product putative ankyrin repeat protein. Gene Ontology annotation, biological process: positive regulation of transcription by RNA polymerase II. Gene Ontology annotation, cellular component: nucleus. The transcript has a single exon. Gene Ontology annotation, molecular function: protein binding; transcription cis-regulatory region binding. The record is from RefSeq and is a predicted model, not a curated record. Lineage: Eukaryota; Fungi; Ascomycota; Sordariomycetes; Togniniales; Togniniaceae. The coding region runs from base 1 to 1437 and encodes 478 amino acids.